AUGCAGAGUGAAGCCCAGGAAGAGGCCGAAAAAUGUUUAAGGAUCGCUGAGAAAGCUUGGUUGUCAAAUGACAUUAGUAAAGCUUUACGAUUUGCUGAGAAGUCAUUACGACUGCAUAACACACCAGAAGCGCAGUCUAUUAUCGUGAAACUGAAGGCUGGGGUCCCGCCAGUGAAGCAGCAGGGAUCAGCCGGGUCUUCGACCCCAGUAGCAGCCGGUAGGAUGCGUCGGACGAUGAGUGCCGCUGAUGCACAGGCCAAAACAUACACGCAUGCGCAGCAGGACGUUUGUAACAAAGUCAUUGCCGCAAAAGAUCUCUAUCAGGUGCUGGGUGUGUCCAGAGACGCUAACGAAGACCAGAUCAAGAAAGCAUAUCGUAAACUCGCCAUGCAACUGCAUCCCGACAAAAACGGAGCCCCCAAGGCCGAGGAAGCAUUCAAAAAAAUCUCCAAAUCAUUCCAAGUCCUCAGCAAUGAACAAACCCGAGCGCACUAUGACAGGACUGGAAACGAUGACGUUACAUCCCAACCACCUGCGGCCGCUCACAGACAUCAUAAUGCCGAGUUCAUGACUCCGGAAGAUCUAUUCCAAGCGUUCUUCUUUGGCCAGACACCUAGAGCACAACAUCAGUACUACUACCGGCGGAUGCCCAGACAACCAGAACAACCAGAAAAUCAGCGACGGUUACAAGGAUUAUUACAACUGCUACCUAUUCUUUGUAUUCUGUUGUUUUCCUGGCUUAACAACAUGCCCUUUGGUCGGAGCUCGGUUGAUGUGAGUGUUACCAAGACCGCUGCUACACCAAGUCAGUUUUAUACAUCGGAAUAUAAAGUGCCUUAUUUUGCGAGACCCGAUUUUGAGACAACCUACCCGCCCCGGACUGCGAAGCGCCGAGAGAUGGAGGCCGAAGUGGAGUACCACAACUUCCAGUCCAAAUGCCGUACCGCCACAAGUGAGGAGCGGACUCGGUUCCAGUAUUACAGAGACUUACACAACUACCGGCGGGCGGAACAAGCUCGGAAAGAUCUGCUAAACGCGGAACGCCAGAACGAGCUCUGUCAAAUCGCUGACACAAUCGGACACAAAUUCCCGGCUGCCGCCAAAAGAGUUGAAAGAGGCUACUCUGACCUCACCAAAUAUGGAUAA
Molecule: messenger RNA, 1146 nt
Organism: Gregarina niphandrodes
Lineage: Eukaryota; Apicomplexa; Conoidasida; Eugregarinorida; Gregarinidae
Product: DnaJ
Exons: 3
Coding region: 1-1146 (381 amino acids)
Biological process (GO): cellular response to misfolded protein
Cellular component (GO): endoplasmic reticulum membrane
Molecular function (GO): Hsp70 protein binding
Source: RefSeq, a predicted model, not a curated record